AUGGCGAAGGUGCAAGUGUUAAAUGUGGCCGUUUUAGAUAACCCCAGUCAAUUUCGAAACCCUUUCCAGUUUGAAAUCACCUUUGAGUGCAUGGAGGAUCUCCCAGAAGAUCUGGAAUGGAAGAUAAUCUAUGUUGGUUCGGCUGAAAGUGAGGAGUAUGACCAGGUGCUGGACUCUGUGCUGGUUGGACCUGUCCCCGCUGGAAGACACAUGUUUGUUUUUCAGGCGGAUGCGCCAAACACUGGAUUAAUUCCAGAGAGUGAUGCUGUAGGUGUCACUGUGGCCCUUAUUACAUGCACUUAUCGUGGACAAGAGUUUAUUCGCAUUGGUUAUUAUGUUAACAAUGAAUAUACUGACCCUGAGCUUCGAGAAAAUCCACCAAUCAAGCCUGACUACACACAGCUCCAGAGAAAUAUCUUGGCCUCAAAUCCACGUGUUACUAGAUUUCACAUAAACUGGGAAGGCACUGCAGAGCGAAUGGAAGAUUGUGAAAAUGUGGACCCAUCAUCAAACUCCAUGCAUCCACCAUCCUGUCUCCCAGGAAAAGCUCCACCCAUGGGACUCCUUCCCGACAACUCCAUGGACUGCUUGUAG
Messenger RNA from Knipowitschia caucasica, 594 nucleotides. Lineage: Eukaryota; Metazoa; Chordata; Actinopteri; Gobiiformes; Gobiidae. The record is from the annotation of a GenBank genome assembly.